This is a messenger RNA of Paramecium pentaurelia, 1128 nucleotides long. NCBI's taxonomy places the organism in Eukaryota, Ciliophora, Oligohymenophorea, Peniculida, Parameciidae. The record is from the annotation of a GenBank genome assembly.
AUGAAAGAGGAAUUAAAAUAAUUGUUAACUAAAAGUAAAUAUGAUUAAAAAACAUUAAAUGAAUUAAUUUGUUCUUUAGAAACAGUAUUUAAAUUUUAAGAAUCUAAUAAAAAAAUUAAACUUAAUUCAUUUGAGAAAGAAGUUAAAGACAACUUAAAUAAAAUUAAAGACAACUUAAUAUAGUUGUAACUAUAAUUUAAAAAGAAUGCAAGCCUAUUAUCCUAUUUUAAAUUAGAUAAAUAAACAGAAAACCUUUAAAAUUAAAUAAAAUAACAAUUAUUAGAUUUAUAGAAAUAAGUAUAAUCAUAAUAACAAUCAAUUAAUUGUGAUAUUGAUACUAUUAAUCUCGAUUAGUUUUAAGUACUUGAAUUAAAUCAUAUUAGAUCAAAAUUACAAUUUAUAUUAUACCAUCCUAAAUAUUAACCAAUAGCAAUUAUAAUAGAAUUUCUAAUUUUUGAAUCAAACUAAUAGAAUGAAUAUUAAAUGGUUAUUUAACAAGAUUAUUUAAUAUAGAAAUUUCAAUAAUAUUAUGAAAAAUAAUAAACUCACAUUCAUAAACUCAAAAACUAAGAUGAAUCAGCUUUAUUUACUUUGAAAUAUAAUUCUUCUGAAAAAUAAUUAAUCUUAUAAGUGGAAAAUAAUCCAUAUUUUAUAACAUCAAAUUUGAAUUAAUCAAAAAUUUAUUUAGAUAAGGAUAUGAUAUUGAUAUUCGAUGAUUUUCUUUAAUUAAAAGUAAAUCAAACAAACACUUAAAACAAUAAAAAGUAAUUUUUGUCAACUUUUAAUACAAACAAUGUAGACAAUUCCUAAAAAACUAUUUAAGUAAAUGGAUAUGGGUAUAUAUAAUUUGAAAUUAUUAAUUUAAAUAAUAAGAAAGUUGAAUUUUAUCUUAAGAAUUCAUAUAUAGAUUUAAGCAAACACUUACUAGGCAUAUAAGCCAUUCUAAAACAUGACGAAAAUGGUUUUACUAUAAUUCCAAAACCAAAUGGUGAUCCUUAUAAAAUACUUUAUGAUAAAAAAUUGAUAUCCUAAGAUUCAUCAGUAAAUGUUGGAAUAUAAUUAUCAAAUAAGUUUUGGAUAGAAGUUGAACUAGAUAAAUAAAAAAGUGAUUAAUUUUUGUUUGACUGA